Mya arenaria is the source of this 3000-nucleotide messenger RNA. RefSeq names its product senecionine N-oxygenase-like. The coding region runs from base 45 to 1412 and encodes 455 amino acids. The transcript has 5 exons. Gene Ontology annotation, molecular function: flavin adenine dinucleotide binding; N,N-dimethylaniline monooxygenase activity; NADP binding. Lineage: Eukaryota; Metazoa; Mollusca; Bivalvia; Myida; Myidae. The record is from RefSeq and is a predicted model, not a curated record.
UCUGUGUCUUUAUAAAAUUUCUCCAACUAGAUGCAUGUUCAGAUAUGGCUUUAAAACUACCUAUAUGUAUUGUCGGAGCUGGGGCCGCGGGACUUUCUGCAGUGUAUCAAUUAAUGAAGCUUCCGGACAUACCUGAUAUAAUAUGCUACGAGAAACAGGACACAUGGGGAGGAAUCUGGAAUUUGUCCUGGCGAGUUGGCGUUGAUGAGUAUGGCGAGCCGGCUCACAACACCACCUAUAAACACCUGUGGACUAAUGGGCCGAAAGAAGUUUUCGAAUACCCAGACUAUUCGUUCGAGGAUCAUUUUGGCAAGAUCACAGCCUCAUAUGCUCCCCGAGCAGCCAUUCGAGAUUACAUUGAAGGGCGUUUCGGAAGGAUCCCUGACCUAAAAGAGAAGAUCCGGUUCCAUACGGUUGUACGGCUGGUCGAAUACGAUGAAGACAAUGACGUUUUCCACGUUACCACAGCUGACCUGAAGACCGGCGCCAUGGAACAUAUGGACUUCAGUCACGUUAUUGUUGCAAGCGGUGUCUUUUGUUAUCCUAACACACCGGAAAUUUCUGGCAUCGAAACCUUUGAAGGAAGGAUAAUGCACUCGCAUGACUUUAAAAACCCCGAAGAGCUGAGGGGUCAGACAGUCUUAAUUAUUGGAGCAGGAUGGUCCGCAGAGGAUAUUGCGGUUUUGGGUGUGAAGUUUGGGGCAAAGAUGAUCUACUUAUCUUAUCGUAGCGUGCCCAUUGGUAAGAAAUGGCCAAUUGGCAAGGGGUGGCCUUCGAGUGUACACGAACACCCGAUGGUAGAGAAGUUUGAAGGUAACACCGCAUUCUUUAAGGACGGGGCAUCGGCACAAGUAGAUACCGUCCUAUUUGCAACUGGCUACCAAUCUUUGUUUCCAUUCCUUGAUGAGAAACUGGCAAUUUCAAAGGAAACGUCAUUCUACCCAGAGAAGAUAUACAAGGCGGCCUUGCGCAUCGGUGUGGCCAAUCACAAAUUGUUCUUCCUCGGAACGCAUGCCGGAUUGUUUUCUUUUAGCCUCUUCGAUAAUGUCGCAGCAUGGAUAGCUAAAUACAUCAUGAAUUUGAUUCCGGAUGAGCCAAAGUCAAUCGCAGAUAUGGAAUCUCAUUCGAAGAAGUUAGUAAAAAGGGGAAAUGAGCUGAAGGAGUUCGUCUCAAUUGCGACCUUUCAGAAGGACAUAAUGCUGGAGCUUGCGGCAGACGCUGGAUACCAAACGACCGCUUCGGAAUUGAUGCAGACGUUUGAAGUCUGGAAGAAGUACCGGACAGAUGCAAACUGCGUCACAAACGGGAGACAUGGUCAGUUUCGGUCAUCAGUGACGGGCAACCUGGGUCAUGAUAUACCGCCCUAUAUCUCAAUUUUCGACGACAGUCUUGAGACAUGGCUGCAAUACUGAAGUGAAUUGGCAUAUGAUGUUCCAUACAUACAAACAGUUUUGUACACAAGUUGCUGUUACAAGUUGCCAUCGUGACUAUAAAAAGUAUCAAGUAAUUUAAACGAAAUCGAAUUAUGUAUUCUCUGCUUACAGUCAUAAGCUUCGUCUAUAGUAUUUCAUCUCAUAAUUAAGGGCCUUCAGCAGUGCAAAAGUGGGGAAGGCCAAAAUUAAAACGUUUCUAAAGUUUAUGUUUUAUUUAGCUUUGGAUAACGAUCUUUUCGGAAGUAAAAAAAACACAUUUUUGUGACAUGUUUUGGGGUAGUAAGGAGGUCACCAAAUUUAACGAAAUUUUAUCAAAGGACAUUAUUUUUCUUCGAUAAAGUCUGUCGACGUUAUAACCUUGUUUGUUGUGUCAAAAUGCCCAAGACUAUCUAAUCAAAAUGUCUCGUGAGUUCUUCAUUUUUACUCAUUUGUUUUACACAGAGUACAAAUCAUUUUACAUGCUGGAACACAGUAAUGGAAAAUAACGAGUUUAUGUUUCUAUAGCUUUAUGCACUCUCGCAUAAACCUUCUACCGCCCACACACACGCACGCAUGCACACAGACCCACACGAUCCACUCACGUGUACACAUUCUUCCAAUCUCUCAGGCUUUUUUCCCUUUAUGGAUUUUCGAAGCCAAGUAUUGUAGUAAGUUAUAUUUAAAGGUGAAAAGGUAAUAAUGAUUAUUAUUAUAAAAUACUGAACCAAAUACUAGUUACGAUGGGCCAUUCGUGGCUGUAUAAAACGUUAUGGUGGAGUGCCGUAUUUACUGUGAAUUUUAUCUAAAACUUCUCGUGUGAUUCAUAUUUAUCAUUUUACUGUGCGAUAUGCAAUUCAAUUCUUUUUCUCAAAAUCAAAUACUGUUUGUUUGAGUUGAAAGUCGGUAUAUUGUUUUUAGAUUUAAUAGAGAAGAUAUAAAAUUUCAUUUACAAAAUUAAGGAAAUACAUAUUACUGUGUAUAUUACAUUUCCUUGAAUGCCUCUUGUUUUGUUAUCCUGAUAUGUAUUGAUUGAGAAGCAAUAUACAUAUUGAGUUCGUCCCAUAAAGGAUGUAUCCUCUGGCAGUCACAUUAUACGUGCUCUAUUGUUUCUGUGUCUAUGUUACAGAAGUCACAUAGAGGUGUUGUUUUUAUUUAGCAUGUAUACAGAUAUUUAUGGGAUUUUAUAUUACAUGUACAUGUAUACAUAUAUUUAUAAGUUAAACAAUUCAAAAUUAAAUUAUUUAAUAAUCUAGUGGCGAUUAACUUAAAUUUGUUUACAUGGAAAUUGAGAAGAAGAUUAUCAACAUUUUUUUAUCCAUUGUUCUUCAUUAUCCAAUGUUUUGUCGACGAAAAUAUGUGGUUUAAAGAAAAUGUUUAAUGACAUCAAAUAUAUUGUAAUAGGAUAUAAGAUACACCAAAAAGAAUACAACUGUGUAAAUAUUGUUUUAAGUCAAUCAUGUUACUGUAUUUAUAAAACAUAUUUCAUAUGCGACCGGAGAAUGAAGCCCAUAAAUAUAUUGUCUUAUUUAUAUUACGAUCUGAUUGCUUUAGAAACAUACCUACGAAUAAAAAAUGUCAAUUACCGAUU